Messenger RNA from Nannospalax galili (Upper Galilee mountains blind mole rat), 11962 nucleotides. It is a transcript of the gene Xkr4, whose product is annotated as XK related 4. Gene Ontology annotation, biological process: phosphatidylserine exposure on apoptotic cell surface; apoptotic process involved in development; engulfment of apoptotic cell. The record is from RefSeq and is a predicted model, not a curated record. The transcript is spliced from 4 exons. The coding region runs from base 112 to 2049 and encodes 645 amino acids. NCBI's taxonomy places the organism in Eukaryota, Metazoa, Chordata, Mammalia, Rodentia, Spalacidae. Gene Ontology annotation, cellular component: plasma membrane.
AGGAAGAGCUGCCCCGCCGGGGAGGGCAGCCGGGCGAGGCCAGAGGUGGCGGGAGGAGACCGCAGAAAAGGUGUCAGAUAAAGGAGGACUCCCUUCCGCUCUGGAGGUAUCAUGGCCGCUAAGUCAGACGGGAGGCUGAAAAUGAAGAAGAGCAGCGACGUGGCGUUCACCCCGCUGCAGAACUCGGACCACUCGGGCUCGGUGCAAGGAUUAGCGCCAGGUUUGCCGUCUGGAUCAGGAGCCGAGGACGAGGAGGCGGCCGGGGGCGGCUGCUGCCCGGAUGGCAGCGGUUGCUCGCGCUGCUGCUGCUGUUGCGCGGGGAGCGGCGGUUCCGGCGGCUCCGGCGGCCCGGGCGGCCCGGGCGGCGGGGCAGGCUCGGCGGCGCUGUGCCUGCGCCUGGGCAGGGAGCAGCGGCGCUACUCGCUGUGGGAUUGCCUCUGGAUCCUGGCUGCCGUGGCCGUGUACUUCGCGGACGUGGGCACGGACAUCUGGCUGGCCGUGGACUACUACUUGCGCGGCCAGCGCUGGUGGUUCGGGCUCACGCUCUUCUUCGUGGUGCUGGGCUCCCUUUCUGUGCAAGUGUUCAGCUUCCGCUGGUUCGUGCAUGAUUUCAGCACCGAGGACAGCGCCACGACCUCUGCCUCCAGCUGCCAGCAGCCAGGAGCUGAUUGCAAGACAGUGGUCGGUGGAGGGUCUGCAGCGGGGGAGGGCGAGGCUCGUCCUUCCACGCCGCAAAGGCAAGCAUCCAACGCCAGCAAGAGCAACAUCGCCGCCACCAACAGCGGCAGCAACAGCAGCGGGGCCACCAGGGCUAGCGGCAAACACAGGUCUGCGUCCUGCUCCUUCUGCAUCUGGCUCCUGCAGUCACUCAUCCACAUCUUGCAGCUCGGGCAAAUCUGGAGAUAUUUCCACACAAUAUACUUAGGUAUUCGGAGCCGGCAGAGUGGGGAGAAUGACAGAUGGAGGUUUUACUGGAAAAUGGUGUAUGAGUAUGCCGAUGUGAGUAUGCUGCACUUGCUAGCCACCUUUCUGGAAAGUGCUCCACAGCUGGUCCUGCAGCUCUGCAUUAUCGUACAGACUCAUAGCUUACAGGCCCUCCAAGGUUUCACAGCAGCAGCCUCCCUUGUGUCCUUGGCUUGGGCCCUGGCCUCCUACCAGAAGGCCUUGAGGGACUCUCGGGAUGACAAAAAGCCCAUCAGCUACAUGGCCGUCAUCAUCCAGUUCUGCUGGCACUUCUUCACCAUCGCUGCCAGGGUCAUCACGUUUGCCCUCUUUGCCUCUGUUUUCCAGCUGUACUUUGGGAUCUUCAUUGUCCUCCACUGGUGCAUCAUGACCUUCUGGAUUGUCCACUGUGAGACAGAAUUUUGUAUCACCAAAUGGGAAGAGAUUGUGUUUGACAUGGUAGUGGGGAUCAUCUACAUCUUCAGUUGGUUCAAUGUCAAGGAAGGCAGGACACGCUGCAGGCUGUUCAUUUACUAUUUUGUGAUCCUUUUAGAAAACACAGCCUUGAGUGCACUCUGGUACCUCUACAAAGCUCCCCAGAUUGCAGAUGCAUUUGCCAUUCCUGCGCUGUGCGUGGUUUUCAGCAGCUUUUUAACAGGAGUUGUUUUUAUGCUAAUGUACUAUGCCUUCUUCCAUCCCAAUGGGCCCAGAUUUGGGCAGUCACCAAGUUGUGCUUGUGAAGACCCUGCCACCGCCUUCUCUCUGCCUCCAGAAGUGGCCACAAGCACCCUCCGUUCCAUCUCCAACAACCGCAGUGUUGCCAGUGACCGUGAUCAGAAAUUUUCAGAGAGGGAUGGAUGUGUACCUGUGUUUCAGGUGAGACCAACUGCCCCACCCACCCCAUCUUCUCGACCACCACGGAUUGAAGAAUCAGUCAUUAAAAUUGACCUGUUCAGGAACAGGUAUCCAGCAUGGGAGAGACAUGUGUUGGACCGAAGCCUGAGAAAGGCCAUUUUAGCCUUCGAAUCUUCCCCGUCUCCUCCAAGGCUGCAGUACAAAGAUGAUGCCCUUAUUCAGGAGCGGCUGGAAUAUGAAACCACCUUGUAAAACAAAAGGACUUGAACAAGCCACAAUGCCCACAUGAAGGGGUAACAGCAAGGCUGUGGUAAUGAUGACAGUUUGUCCAAGAGUGGGGCAAUGAGCUGCAAUGUUCUUAGUCUGACCAUCAUUAUGGUAUGGUUUGAUCUGUCAGCUGACUACCUGUUGCUGGUUUCCAUUCAGUCCAGCAGUGCUUAGAGUCUCUUACUCCACCUAAAGGAGCCAUGCCAGCUUAGUUUGACUAUUGCUACCAACACCUCCAGCUCUGGCUUGGAGCACAUUCACCAGAGGGUACUACUAAUUAUGGAAAAUGUUGCCUCUAGUCAUUAGGGUGUUUUGAUGGAAUUUACUGAUUUUUGCAUAAAUAUAUUUACACACACACACACACACACACACACACACACUACACAUUAAGAGUCCUCUAUCAAAAGAGCUUAGGUGAUUUCCUUGAUGCAAAACUCUGAUUUUCACAACAAAGAGAGAAUAUAUCCCUCAAGACUCCUGGAAAAAAGUAGUAGUGCUUAGAAAAGUUUUCAUGAAUCAUUUUCUCAUCUGGAAACCAGAUCCCAUCUGUGAAAAAGCCUGCACAAUGGACAGAAACCUCAAGUGUUUACAGAUGCAUUAGCGUUGAUGGAGUGAUUCCUUCUCUACACAUUUCAGGAUUUUUCUUUAGGUUUUUUGGUUGAAAGCGUUCUUUAUGACAGAAAUCCUAUGCAGCACAUGUAUGGCUUUUGAUGAAACCAAGGAGCUCUAUAACUCCAUCAUGUAAAUUAAAUGAAAAUCAUGAUUCAGUAUUCAAUUGCAAAAAUUCAAUUGAUAGCAAAGAGGAAUUGGGGAGGGGCCAAAUGAGAAUCUGAUUCCCAUGUGUGCAUGGUCCAUUGGAACGUACCCACAGAGCAUGUGCCACAGGAGAGGAAGGGGCUGUCACCAGGGCUGUUUCCAAGUACCAAAUAAGAAUGGUAGGCAAAUAUGUUUCGAGAAAAACACAUAACACAUCUUUCUAGUGCCAAACUCUGUCCAACCACAGAACUGACAUGGAAUCUCCCAAAACUGACAAUAAGUGGUGUGGGCCCCCCAAGCAGAUAAGAGAAGAGCAAUCAGGUUCUCUACUCUAAACAAGACUUUCCCGCCUCCAUGCAAGGUCCAAGUGAUGCUUCUUCUAGAGGCUUCAGGACACUUUUUAGUAAGUAUGAGCAUACAGAUGCAGUAUGUCUGCUGUGAGAAAAUCUUCUGAACUACUUGAGGACUUAUCACUCUUUCAGCUAAGAUUUGUAUUUGAAUCAUCUGUAAAGUUGCACUCCUACAAGCUUCUGGGUUUUAAAUACCUCCGUACAGCAAGUAAACGUUCCCGCUUUCUGUUCUCAGUGUCCUUGGUCAUGGUGCUUUUUGUUGCAUUAAAAGUGCCGGUCAAACUUUGAUAGUAUUUUUUAUAGUUGGUGCAGAGUGGAAUAACUCAUGGAUUAUUUCAAUAUUUUUGUAAUAAAAAUAUAGGGUAUAAUAUAGGCAUCAUCACUUUUUUUAUAGACUUGGAAUCAUUUAAAAUACGUCAUAUUCUUUUGGAAUGUCAGAAACUGAUCCACAAAUCCAUCAGCCUGCCACAGCAGAUUGAAUAACACUGGUCUCUUGCAAGGUAACCUUACUUUUUGCAAGUCAGUGCCCCUAGGAACCUGGCCAGGGGUGCUAUUAGACUACCAGAUGAAGAGAGAAACAGCCUAACUAGCAGCUUGUGAAGACUAGCUGAUACUUCCCAGGAAAUCAAAGACGUAAGUGAUUAUUUUCAUCCAUCCAUUAGACUGCCCUGACCACAGUGGAAGAUGUCUUAAACUUCCUUUCCCAGUUUUAUAUUAACUUAAUCGAUAUAUUAAAGAUUAGUCAAGCCACAAAAACUAGGGAAAAAGUCAGUUUCAUUUAAUUAUUCACUUAUUUGGACUGCCCAAUAUACUUAAAAUAGUCAGGUUCUAGAGCCACCACCUGUAAUGGAUAUGUCAUCCAGAGACUGUGGUCUCCAAAAGGACAUCCACAGGCAGUGACAGAGGGCUUGACCUGGGACUUCUUUUGGUACAAAACUCCAAAGCAAUUUUUUAAGACAAUUUUUAUCAGACAUAUUUCCUAGUAUUCAAUGAUCUGGUUCUUCAAGCAAGAUUUCCACUAAAAUAUGCUAAGCUUUGGCUGGGAUGUGGAAAGAUGACCUAGUCACUACUGACGCUCUAGGAAGGCACUCUGCUUGUCAGCACAUCCCAUCCCAAGGUAGGACAGAAACAUAAUCAUUUGGAAAGAUUCUUAACCGGUAUCCAAAACCUUGAGUUAUUAACUUCAUUUGUUCCAAGACAACAUCUAUCUUUGGAAAUUGAACUUCUCAGUCAAACUGUCCUUUUGACUCCACAAGUAAAUAACAGAUCUAAUCCUUCACGCAAGACAAAUGAAGCAGGUGCCUUCGCCCUUCGAUCAUAAACAUCUUGGAACUUACCAAGUUUUACUGGAGGUGACUUGCAGUUAAUUAAUCAACAGACACUUUAAUCUUGCAAAUUCUUGACUCGUAAUAUUGUAAUCAAGCCCCUGCAAGAGAACAUUAAUCAGUUACUGGGAAAGGAGCACUUGGUUCAGCAUUGUACCAUGAUGUGCUCAGGCCUGAUGAAACAGAUCUCUGUGAAGUAGAGCUAAGAGAAUCAUGCUACCCUAUUCCUCAACACAAAUGCCACUGGCAUCCAUCUGCGUCAUUUGUUUUUGCCAGCAAGCACUGUUUUGAGAAAAAUAAGUCAAUAGAUUCCUGGGGGCUAGUAUAGCUCAGAGCAAUGGAUAUAGGUCACAGAGAUGUGCUUCAAGGAGAUUGAAAUCCACUUGUUUGGAAAUGAAAAAAAGUCUCUUCUGUUUAAUAACCGAUCUGAGUACAGUCACUGCUUUUAAUUUACUUCAUUGUCAGCAUUUUAAUAACCAAUGUGUAAAGCUUGAGCUUAUAAAUCAGCUUCAGAGGUUAGAUGCCUGCCUUCCUAAGUAGUGCCAUUACCAGUCCCAAACCAAUAUCCAUUUCUACAUGGAAUCAACUACUCUGUUGCUUCUCAGAUCCCAUAAAACGUGGAUCAUGACCUUAAAGAUGACCAACCCGAUGUUCUUAAUACCUACAUCUUCUCUUAGAAGAAAAUAGGUAGACUCAAUUUGGUUCUUUCCAUUUCUCUUUUCUCAAAUAAAGGUAAGAAUGACGUUGCCGGAGGGUCAGAUAAAGCUUUAGAGUGUGCAAGAGUUUGGCAUCCUUGUGUUCUUAAGUUUUCUAGCUAAUCUUUUCCUAUCAGUUUUAGGAGUUAGCUCUAGAUGAAGGAGUGAAUGUCUUAAAAUGUAUCCAAUAAUCAAUCUGGAAGAAAAAUAAGAGGUUGAAGCAGGGAUCACUCCAUUUCUUAAGUAAUCCCCUUAGCGGUUAUCUCCAAGAGCUUCUGAAUGACAUUCCCAGUUAACAACACUAGUAUCAUGGCAAGUUCUUUAUCAAACUAGCUCUUGACAUAAUCACUAGCACUGAAUGGUAGCAAGGUAGCCUCCUACUGUGACUUUCAAAUACCAGGCAACAAGAACUAGCAAGAUAAAGGAAAUAUUCAUUUCUUAAACUCUGGAACUCUGUAACAUACAAUGAGCAGGACACUCUUCUUUAACAAGCCUCAUAAAUGAGUAUGACCAUGGGAAUGUUGGAUACCAGGACAGAGGAUUUCUACUAAUGUACAGGCCCAAGAAAACCUGUCUAUAGCUUGUCAGGAAGAGUUACCUGUUCGCAGAGCAGACAUAUAAUCUAGCCUCUGCCAUUCCAUAUUCAUGACAAUACACAUCUCCCCUUUUGAAAAGCCAAGGCCUGACUAAAAUGGAGAGUUGGAAGGGAUUUGGGCAGCUUCAUGUUUCAGUCUGGCUCUUCCAAAAAACCUUCCGUCAUGAUGCUUCUCCUUGAUUAUUGAGCCCUAUGUUACUGUGCACACAAGCACUUCUGAUGGAUUACAAAACAAGGCAUUGUAAGUCACUCUUGUUUGUCAAACAUAAAUCAAUUAAGUAUCACUCUUUAAUAGCAAUGAGAUUCAGGGUUACCAUGGCCUUAUUCAUUAUCCCAUUAUAAAUAUAACAUCCAACAAGCUCUGUGUUCAAACUCAUUCAGCCAGGUUUACCAAUAUUAGCCUCUUUGAAAUAUAAUUUGGAUCUGGAUUCAAUCAGUCAACCUAUCUGUGUGUCUAUUCCAAGACUGAGAAAAUAACCCCCGUGAGAGUGAUUUUUCAGAACAAUGGAAACAAACAAACAAAAAAAGAUAGUUAAAUUUUUCUGCCUAGACAAAAAAAAAUUGGACCAUUAAUCACCCUAAAGCUCUGAUUUUUCCUCAUGACUAAGUUUCUUUUCAUUUGUGGACUUUUGAUAUUUGAAUUUUCCAGAUGAUUGCUGAACCAUUUUCAUCAAACCAAAGUAGACACUGAAGAGUUAUUAAGAAGACUAUCCACAUGAAUGCAAAUAUCCCUAUGAAAAGUGAAGCAGUUGGUCAUUCAUGCGGCAAAUUUGGUUCUCAUGAUAUCAAACAUUUGGAAACUAUCUGGAAGCAUCCCAAUAUUUGGAGUGUACGGUUUUCCAUCUGCUUGUCUGGGUAUAGAUAGACAAAUUGCUCAGGUGUUGCAGGUAGUGGAACUUUCUUGCACAGUCGUCUUCUGUUGCUACUAUUACGCUGAUAAAAGUCUCUUUGUUGUGACAAGAGAAAGAAAUAACACAGAGCAAACUUGAUUCAUUUUGAUUUACUUUCUGCAAACUUGUGACUGGAGGAAGUUUGGUGGCUCUGCCUUGGGUGUUCUGGACAUGGCUGUGGGCAACCUCCAUCAGAGUGGUGGUGUGUACAGGCCUUCCACUCCGCUUUUCCAGGCAAGGAAACUUCAUGUUUAGCUUUUACUGUCUUUCCUGUUCUUCAUAAAUCUUAAAUAUCUAAAAAUCCACUGACAGAAUGGCCCAAAGGAAAUACAAAAAUUUUAACUUUUAAUUGUUCAAAUAGAACUUUUACAUGUUCCUUGUUAUAUCUUAGAGUUUAAAAUGUUUAAAUUGUUUGAUACAAUUAUUUCAUGCUGAAUUUUAUGCUGUCUGUAAGAGGGAAAAACAAAGCUAUUUUCCCCAAAUUAAACAAAAUGUCUAACUUUUGGGGCUUGGCUUGUUGAUGUCAUUCCAGUUACCAGUUGCCAACUGGGGAAUCAUGUGUGUUGGAAUGCUAGUGACUUCCCAGUAGUCACUGCUGCAAUUCUAUAGGAGGAAAAAAAAAAAGGUUAGCAUCAAUGGAUGCUCACCUUCCAGAAGGAAAAUUGAGGAUGUUCAUACUGCUCCAUAUUUGUUUCUUCCUUUUAACAUUAGCAAGUUGGUCUUGUCUUGCUGGUCUUGCUCUGGGUAGUGAGCCCUCAAGCUGUGAGCUUACCUCAUAGAUCUGAAGUUCAUCAGAAAAUCAAACGGUUGGGACCAUGUUUCUUUGAAAAGCACUUCUGCUGCAAAGCUUGCUCUGAGGCAUGGAUUCUAGAUGACACUGAGCUCAGAGAGGCAUUCAGCUAUGCAAAUAUCUUGAGGGAUUUCCAAAGACAAUCUAAAUAUUUCCAAGGUCCUUAUGUAGUAUUGUAUUUUGAUUGUGUUAAAGUCUAUAUUAGUGCCAAGAAUGACUUCACAGGAUAGGUGAUGAAGUUCCUUCUUGGGUCCUGCCUCCCCUCUUCUCUUGGAUGCAGAAGUUUCUCUGAACACCCAACUUCACUCAAGUUUCUCUAAACUUCACUCAAGUUUCUCUUAACACCCAAACUUCACUCACAUGCCCUGUGUGUCCAUGCCCCUACCAAUUGUUUUGGACCCAUACCAUGAAGGCACGCUGUGGCUUCAGUCCAGGUGCUGGGAAUAUCUUUAGAAAUACCUGAAGUCUGCGCUGAAACAAUUGGGCUUUUUUUCCUUUUUCUCUGUCAUUUUUAGUCACUACAUCUUUGUACCAAAUUGUUAUAUCUUCAUGUUACUAAGAAGCUGUUAGUUGAUUUUGCAACAAAGAGUUGACAAUUGGCAAUCACAAAAAUAGCUGUUUCUUUUAUUGUCUUUGAUUUUUAGGCCAUUGAUGCAAAAUUAUAGAUUAAUAGAAAAUCAGAAAUCCCUGUGUUGAAUAUUAUGACUGCUUUAAAUAUGCUUAAAUGUACUCUAUGAAACAAUAUCUUUUACAUUAUGGAAUAUAUUCUGUUCUGGGUAGAGGGACAUGAGGGAAUGUGGUCCAGUGAUGGGAGCAAAGGAACUAGGAGUCUACAUAUGCCUGAGUCCUAAUCCCUGGUUCAUCUCUUCCACCUUAGAAACUCAUGUUGGCCUCAAUUUCCCACAUGUGAAGGAGAGAAAAAAUUUAUUUACCUACCUCACAGGGUGUUGUGAAGACUAUGAGGGCUGGUAAAGCACUUUGAAGGUAGAAAGCACGGUCUCUCUUGAUAAGUGCCUGGCUAAUUAUGAAGAGAACUGUAUGUAUCACAAGAGAUGGGCUAAGAAGGGGUGCUGGGGUUGUCUGAGGAACACAGCAGCAACACCUUAACUAAGCAAAGAGUUCACUUAUUCCUCCUUAUUCUCCACUUGUUGUAGGUAAAACUUCUCUUUAAAAGGUCUAGGUAGAAACUUUGAAAUUUAAAGUUAUUUAAAGAGAAAAUUAACUCCUUUCGUAUAGCCAUGGAGGGUCUUGGUAUACAUGGACCACUUUCCUGUAAUCAAACUGAAUUUUGCUUAAUAAAUAAAAUAAUAUAAAUAAAAGUUUAUAAAUGCAUCCACAAAACCUGGCUCCUUCUGACACCUAAGGGGUUUCUGUAGCUGACCCCACUUUUUAGAACUGUAUAUCAUUCCCAGUUCAGCACUGAUGGUGACAAGUGACAUUUUGGAAUCCACUCCUGGGAAGAUCUUUAGCAGAUAUUGUUGAGAUUUGAUUUGGGAUGAUUUAACAAUGUUUACUUUCAUUUCUACCAUGACACACAGAAAGAGGUGAAGCUGUGUUCCUGCUUGUAACUCCUAAGCUGAUCCACCUUCACAUUAUACAUGCAUUUUAAGUAUCUCAGAGAAGUGGUUACACAAGGGCAACAGCAACAUAUUGAUAUUCAUGUACUUACACGGAUAUAAUACACAGAUGUGAAUUCUAUGAAUGGAGAAAACAAAGGAGAUGGUAGAAAAACAUCUUCAGUGAAUAUCCUGUGUAUUUUCUUGCUUUAAUGACUAAAUGUAAUCAGAACUAAAUGCUAAAUGACAUGAUCUGGGCAAUAAAAACAUUUGUAAUAUUUGAGCCAUGAAAGCAGUAUCAUGGAGGAAGAAUACAUCCACAAAAUCACACUAUUGUUGUGGGUAAUAUUCUACUGAUGUGGUUUCAUGCAGCACCCUUAUUUAAUAAUUACAUUCCUUUGCAAAAGAAAUUUGUACACCCUUAAAAACAGGAUUUCAAAGCAUUUCCCUUGAGGAGUGGAUUAUAUACAAUAGUCACAUCCAAUAUAAUCUCUUCUGGAUUCUAAAAUAUAGUUGCCAAUGGAUAUCAAACACUUAAAUUUUCAAACUUCUUAAACAUUUCUAAUGCAUGACAUUGUUUUCCGAAGCAUGACUGCAACCUAGACAAUUAUCUGACGCAUUAAAAAUAUCUAUACUACUACAGUAGACUGUAUGAUAGACUGGUCAUGUAAAUACAGUGAGUAAAAAUUAAUUGACAUCCCUGUCUUUCCCCUGCCCCUUCCUGAUAUUGGUAUUUUUCUAACCAAAAAUGCAAGAGUAUGCCCUUUUAUUAUGAAAAUAAAUGUUUUUAUUUGUUUUUAUAUAGAAAACUGAAGUUGACUACUAGGACUAGAUUCAGGUGGGUUUGCAGAAAGUAAUGGGGAUACCAUGUAAUGGGGAGAUUUUGUCAUAAACAUGUUAGAGCUGGGCAGCUCCUUUAAAUGAUGGUCUAGAUGCUUCAUUGAAAAGAGGAAAGCACAAAUGGCAACAUGUUCUUUAGACAGAAGCCACACAUCUACUUGCUGGAGGAAGGAGAGUUGAGUCUCUUUUCAAGACUUUCCAUUCCACAUGGAACUCUUUAGAGCCUUUCCUGAAAAUAAGACACUGUUAGAAAAACUAGUUUUUAGCAAAGAUACAUGUGAUUAUUCUGCUGUGGACCCAUCACUUGAUACACAUCACAUUUCUGAUGCUUUGUAAAUUGGUUGCCAACCUUCAUGGCUACUUCUGGCUGACAACACUUUAUUCUGUAAACAAGUAAUAAACAAAGAUACACACAGAAAUUCUCUGUCAUUUAAGUGUCUCCUAACUACUUUAUAUCCAACUAUACCACCAACAUAUUGUUUUCCUAAAACUUUUUAAAUGAAUCUUUUGCUCACUUGCUUAUUGAAGUCCCAUCUAAAGCCUUUCUCUGAUACAUGGGGCAAGAUGGGAGAGGACAUAGUUACUGUUGGAUGGGAACCUUGCUUCUACUGAAUAAUUUCUGCUUCUCUUCUUAGUAGCCAGAUAGCUCAACAGCCUCAGUAAAGAUACACUGGUGGACACAGAAAUGCAAUAUCCUGUUCUCAGAAGGAAGAGAGCAAACAGGGACCCAGAAAUGUCUGCCCUUGUUGAAACCAAACAACACGAUGAAAUUAGGGCUGAGACAAAAUAUUGUUAAAGUGAGAGCAAAAUUGUCUCUCCUACUGAUUCUUUGCUGGUUUUUAUUAUUUUCUCCUUUACAGUUAAGAUUGAAGCUUCCAGUAAUGGUAAAUCAUGCUAUUUUAUAUGAUAGUGAAAGAAUUAUUUACGAAGGAGAAGACCAGAAAGCGAACAUUCUCUGUAUUAGCAUUUUACCACAUAGCUUGGGAAAGAGUACUGCUGGUGCUGAUAUUAUGGUUUAACAAAUAGCACCUUGCAAGAAAAUAGCCUUUUGCUCUGCACUAAACUGUUGUGCAAGCUGAACCUGUUUCCAGAUGGCAAGGGGUCUGGCUACUGACACUAGUCCUUCAUUUCCAUGUUAUUUUAAGUUUUAACUUUCACAUCUAACUACCUCAGCUACUGUUGUUUGAUUUAGAAACAUGAAAUAAUUCACUUUGCAAUCAAUAAAUCUCUUCAUUGAAAAUUUCAAAAGAACAUUUGAUCCAAAACAAUUUUCAGAAAUUCGUAAACCGCAUAAGUAACCCAACCCCAGUUGGUUCUGCUUGAUUUGAUUUGUUUCUGAGUGGGGUUUGGGUUUAAAAUCCUUCAUUUCCACUCAACACCAAGAGAGGCUACUCUAUGUUUGCUUACUUUGCCUUAAAAAUUUUUGGCUUCUUUUUCUGUCCAAUUUUGUUAUCUUUUAAAACCUAUGUCUGAAAAAAGUAGCAGAUGGCAGAUGAACACCAAAAAGAAGAGAACAGACCACUGGUUCCUCAGUUCCCUGACUUCAGCUGUCUUUGUGACAUUCUGAUGCACCAUGACCAUUCUCGUGUUUCCCCCUCCAUUUCAGAAAUAAGGUGUGUGCAUAGGGAACAGCGAAGACAUUUCUCCUGGAACAGCACAGUGCCUGGACCCAAAUGAAAACCUUGCCGGUUCUUGUGCUUUUACUUUGUAAACAUUGUACAAAUGUAUUUGGAAUUUUAUUUGAAGCAAAGAAUUAAACAAGUUAUUAAAUUUCUUCCUGUAAAUAUAUAUAUUCUAAUUCCAUGUAUCCAAAUAUUCCUUUAGCAUUCAGAUUGUAAGUGUGUCUUUAUUGGCUGGAGGCUGCUGUUCUGGGCAGUGACUCCAAGUGCUCUAGUUCAAAGCACAGUUUGUGGAGUAUUUGAUGUACUACAGUACUAUAGUUAUUUUGGUCAGUUAAGCAAGUUGCAAUUUGUGAUGAAAAUGAAGUGGAAAGUAGUACUUCAUAAUGAAUAAAUUUCCUUGGUUAUCUGAUUUUUCUUGUAAAACUUAAAAAAAAAAACUUGAAAUUUUAUAUAUUUGGAUUUUGUAGAUUUUUUUUUUA